AUGCGCGCUCCAGGCUGCGGGCGGCUGGCGCUGCCGCUGCUGCUCCUCACAGUAGCUGCCCUGGCCGAAGGCGACGCCAAAAGGCUCAAGGAGGGCGAGACCCCCGGCAAUUUCAUGGAGGACGAGCAAUGGCUGUCGUCCAUCUCGCAGUACAGCGGCAAGAUCAAGCACUGGAACCGCUUCCGAGACGAGGUAGAGGAUGACUACAUCAAGAGCUGGGAGGACAAUCAGCAAGGAGAUGAAGCCCUGGAUACCACCAAGGACCCCUGCCAGAAGGUGAAGUGCAGCCGUCACAAAGUGUGCAUUGCCCAGGGAUACCAGCGGGCAAUGUGCAUCAGCCGCAAGAAGCUGGAGCACAGGAUCAAGCAGCCUGCCCUGAAACUCCAUGGAAACAAAGACACCAUGUGUAAGCCCUGUCACAUGGCCCACCUCGCCUCCGUCUGCGGCUCUGAUGGCCACACUUACAGCUCAGUGUGUAAGCUGGAGCAGCAGGCGUGCCUGAGCAGCAAGCAGCUGACGGUGAGAUGCGAGGGGCCCUGCCCCUGCCCCACGGAGCAGGCCGCCACCUCCUCCACAGAUGGCAAAGCAGAGACCUGCACGGGCCAGGACCUGGCUGACUUGGGGGAUCGGCUGCGGGACUGGUUCCAGCUCCUUCAUGAGAACUCCAAGCAGAACGGCUCAGCCAGCAGUGGGGCCCGCCUGGCCAGUGGGCUGGACAAGAGCCUGGGGGCCAGCUGCAAGGACUCCAUUGGCUGGAUGUUCUCCAAGCUGGACACCAGUGCCGACCUCUUCCUGGAACAGACAGAGCUGGCUGCCGUCAACCUGGACAAGUACGAGGUCUGCAUCCGCCCCUUCUUCAACUCCUGCGACACCUACAAGGAUGGCCGUGUUUCUACCGCCGAGUGGUGCUUCUGCUUCUGGAGGGAGAAGCCCCCCUGCUUGGCAGAGCUGGAGCGUAUCCAGAUCCAGGAGGCUGCCAAGAAGAAGCCAGGAGUCUUCAUCCCGAGCUGUGACGAGGAUGGCUACUACCGCAAGAUGCAGUGCGACCAGAGCAGCGGCGACUGCUGGUGUGUGGACCAGCUGGGCCUGGAGCUGACGGGCACCCGCACGCACGGGAGCCCUGACUGCGACGACAUCGUGGGCUUCUCAGGGGACUUUGGGAGCGGUGUCGGCUGGGAGGACGAGGAGGAGAAGGAGACAGAGGAAACAGGCGAGGAGGCGGAGGAGGAGGGCGAGGCUGGCGAGGCGGAUGACGGAGGCUACAUCUGGUAG
This is a messenger RNA of Mesoplodon densirostris (Blainville's beaked whale), 1272 nucleotides long. RefSeq names its product SPARC (osteonectin), cwcv and kazal like domains proteoglycan 2 (gene SPOCK2). The coding region runs from base 1 to 1272 and encodes 423 amino acids. The record is from RefSeq and is a predicted model, not a curated record. Gene Ontology annotation, molecular function: protein binding; calcium ion binding. The transcript is spliced from 11 exons. NCBI's taxonomy places the organism in Eukaryota, Metazoa, Chordata, Mammalia, Artiodactyla, Ziphiidae.